This is a messenger RNA of Melampsora larici-populina 98AG31, 1125 nucleotides long. RefSeq lists its product as uncharacterized. The transcript has 4 exons. The record is from RefSeq and is a predicted model, not a curated record. NCBI's taxonomy places the organism in Eukaryota, Fungi, Basidiomycota, Pucciniomycetes, Pucciniales, Melampsoraceae. The coding region runs from base 1 to 1125 and encodes 374 amino acids.
AUGAGAAACACCCGAUCCCAACAAUCUCAACCUUCUCCUACCAAUGCGACCAUCUCCAGUACCAGUGCUAGCCGUUCUGGCCAAGUUCGAAAUACUGUUCCACCAGCAACCCAAAGCAAGAAGAGACCUACCCGCUCUCAAGCUAGGAGCCGGUAUGAAGAGGACUUUCAAAGUGAUGACAAUCUCAGUGACCAGUUUAACCCCAACAAUGACCUUUCUGAAUCAGAAGAGGAAGAUUUUGAAAUUCACAAUUGUCCCCAAGAACCGGCCACUAAGCGUCCUCGAACUCAACUGGCAGAUUCUUCAAAUUACACAACUACUAACACAACCACACAGACUUCAACAAACAGCUUAUUAGAUGACAAAUGGACCCUUCCUACAGUCUCAAACUACAAGUCACUGGCAAACGCAUGGCCAACUUCAAGAAUUUCUGAAGCUCGACGUCGAUCUGUGCCUCCAUCAGGUCAACCAGCCAAACUUGCUGAACGUAACAAGAUCAUUGGCAACAAGUGGACCAGUCUACCUGAUAUGGAACAACUUGUUUAUGACCCCACAAUAUUCUUCACUCUGUCUGGAUUACCUUUGCCCAAAAAGGUCAAGCCGGUCAAACUCUCAUCUGCAGAUUGCGACGAGUUGCAGAUCCUUUACGACGAAUCGGUUUCUAGCAAUAAAGUAUCCAAGGUUUACGCCAACGUGGCAGCAGGGAUCCCAGACGUCAAGGUGAUUGGUGACUGUCCAAAGAAAGGAUUCCCUUGCAAGCCCGACCCCGCUCAAUACCUUAGGGACAAGGGUUAUCCAGUCGAAGCAGUACAACUACCUGGAUCUACCCUGCGACAUGAAGAUCUACUCUUAGGUUUUGACAAAAUGAACAGCAAGCGGACUCAGUGGCUGAAUGACCUAAAGGCUGGUUUGUUCAAGUUCAAGAAGAUCACAGAAGACCCGAUUCAAGUGAACAACCCCAGUGGUUCAAACAACAGUGGGGUGUCAAAUCCAGCAGAUACCCAAGGAGAAGACGAAGAAUGGGGAGGCAUCUCGGACUCAUGCGGCAUUGUGGAGGACAUUGAUCCUGAUUUGGAUGAUUUGGACGAGGACAGUGACGAUUUACCUGACGAGAACAAUUUCUGA